AUGUUCUGCACAUCUCUACGGCGACGCAGGCAGUGGGCAUCAGCGGUUCCUUAUCUGCUUCAACAUGAUAAGAUGAAAUUCAGAGAGAGCAAAUUGGACACCCACGACGUGAAUCUGCCUCUACCCAGCACACAUCCAGGCCAACGCUACUUGCGGUUCGUCCUGCUCUCGGCCGCUGAUGGAGACAUAUCCUACAGGCAUCAGCGUGUUGAACGGCUCUAUCAUCUGUCAGGAAACAACGACGCCGCUGUCAUCUGGCUGCUCGGCAGUGCGGGCUGUACAUCCUCUUUCAUCCAGUUCCAGAUCAAACUGAUGGACGACAAGCUCGAUAUUCCUCUUGUCCCUCUGCUGAAGAUCGAGGACUUGCCGGCCACACUUCUCAGAUUCCACCGAUCUCUCCUCCAAGCCGAUGUAAUCACUCGACAGCCUGCAGUGCAAGCACCAAGCAUGGGUUCCAUGCAGUCACUACUCCCAUAUUGCGCGAUCGAGCCUCCUCUGAGUGAGAACAAGGUGCAUAUCCUCAGCGAUAUUACUGUUGGCCUCGCAGACCUGGCGAAUAAAGCAAAUACGGAGAUAGGAAGGGCCAAGAUUGUGGAUUACCUCGACCCCGAGGAUGCGGAGCGCACCAUCGGCUUCUGGGCGCAGGAAUACCUUGCUUGA
This is a messenger RNA of Cryphonectria parasitica EP155, 660 nucleotides long. RefSeq lists its product as uncharacterized. The transcript has 3 exons. The coding region runs from base 1 to 660 and encodes 219 amino acids. NCBI's taxonomy places the organism in Eukaryota, Fungi, Ascomycota, Sordariomycetes, Diaporthales, Cryphonectriaceae. The record is from RefSeq and is a predicted model, not a curated record.